AUGAAACACGUCCUGCGGAUCUUGUCUCCGACAACGACCACUGUAACAAACAUGAAGAGUAUCAUUUUUGACGACAAGAUUAAGGCACUCAUCCAGCGCGCCGUGUUAAUCACCGGAAACACCAUCGUUGUCAUAGUCGGCCAGAGAGAGAAUUCCCGUUCAUUUUUCAUCCACCGCAACCUCAUCUGCGCCUUCUCGCCUUUCUUCAAUGCCGCAUGUAGUGGGUUCUGGAAAGAAAGCCAGGAAAGCGUUGUCAGACUUCCUGAAGAUUACCCAGAGAUCUUCGAGCUAUACGUGAAGUGGCUCUACACGGGCGAACUCAUCAACUUGAGCAGCAGUGCCGAGGAAGAAGAGUACCCCGAGCACACGACCCUCACGGUGCUCGCAUGCGCCUGGUUUCUCGGAGACAAACUGUUGGAUUCGACCUUCAAGAACGCCGCAAUCGACGCCAUCAUCGAGCGUGUGCGUGAGACGAACCACUACCCAUGUGCGCUGGCUUCUUUCAUUUACGACAACACAACUGAGGAGUCGCCGCUGCGCCGACUUUUGGUUGACUUCUACGCGUAUGCGUAUGAGAGGAGCUGGUUCGUGGGAAAUGAUAGGGGGCCUGAUAUGGAUGAUGCGCCGAGGGAGUUCUUCAGAGAUGUGCUGGUGAAGAUCAUCAUGCUUAAGGAGGGUCCCGCAUUGGAAGAGCCAGGAGACUGGCCGUGGGUCAAGGAUCGUU
Molecule: messenger RNA, 724 nt
Organism: Lasiodiplodia theobromae
Lineage: Eukaryota; Fungi; Ascomycota; Dothideomycetes; Botryosphaeriales; Botryosphaeriaceae
Product: Btb poz domain containing protein
Exons: 3
Molecular function (GO): protein binding
Source: RefSeq, a predicted model, not a curated record